Messenger RNA from Oreochromis aureus, 2060 nucleotides. It is a transcript of the gene npm1a, whose product is annotated as nucleophosmin 1a. The coding region runs from base 114 to 1061 and encodes 315 amino acids. Gene Ontology annotation, biological process: chromatin remodeling; ribosomal small subunit export from nucleus; ribosomal large subunit export from nucleus. Gene Ontology annotation, molecular function: RNA binding; histone binding; chromatin binding. Gene Ontology annotation, cellular component: cytoplasm; centrosome; ribonucleoprotein complex. NCBI's taxonomy places the organism in Eukaryota, Metazoa, Chordata, Actinopteri, Cichliformes, Cichlidae. The transcript has 11 exons. The record is from RefSeq and is a predicted model, not a curated record.
UUGAGAAUAGAAGAAGAGCGGGAGCGCUGUAGCACGUUAGUUAGUGGCUGCUGGUACCAUUUGGUUAAUCUUCUACAGCAUAUAAAGAGUUUGUCAGCGUCCUCAUCUCCAACAUGAACGGGCUGGAUGAACCAAUGGCACCACAAAACUUUCUUUACGGGUGUGUGCUGGAAGCUGGAAAGGAAGUGGUCUUCAAUCCUGACGACGAUGACUUGGAGCAUCAGCUGGAUCUGAGGAUGGUGUGUGUGGACCCCAGCACAAAAGAUGAACUUCAUAUGGUGGAGGUAGAAGGGCAGGACGCAGAGGGUCAGAAGGUCAAGGCAGUUCUGGUUUCACUUAAGCCCUCUACUUUGCCAAGUGCGUGUCUUGGUGGUUACACAAUCACACCCCCAGCAGUUUUCCGCCUGAAGGCAGGUUCUGGUCCGAUCCAUAUCAGUGGACAGCACCUUGUCAUGAUGGAUGCAGAUCAGUCUUUUGAUGAAGAUGAUGAGGAUGACGAUGAAGAGGAGGAAGAUGUCAAAACAUCAAAGAAAAGGCCUGCUGCUUCCCCUGCUGCAAAGUCUCAGAAAAAGAUGAAAAUGGAGGUGGAGGAAGAUGAUGAUGACGACGAUGAUGAUGAUGAAGACGAUGAUGAUGAUGAUGAAGACGACGAUGAUGAGGAUGAUGAUGAGGAUGAUGAGGACGACGAGGAGAGCACGGAAGAAGAAACGCCCGUCAAGGCCAAGGCAGCUCCGGCCAAACCUGCAGCAUCCAAGCAGACGCCAUCCAAAUCCAAAGCACCUGCACAGAAUGGCAAGAGUUCAAAACCAAACACUCCAGCCAAAAACCAGGAAAAGACACCUAAAGGAAAAGGUGACAAGUCUCCCAAAACCCCACCAACUCCCAAAGGACCUUUAAGUAUGCCAGAGAUCAAAGCCAAGAUGAUGGAGGCAGUGAAAAAGGGAGUAACAUUACCUAAAGCCCAGCCCAAGUUUGAGAACUUUGUGAAGCAUGGUCACAAGGUGACAGAUCCCAAGGUCAUUGCAGAGCUGUGGAAGUGGAGGCAGGCAUUGACGGAAUAACAGACGUUGCAGUUUUAUCUAUUUUUAUAACUUGUUUAUGCCCUUAGCACCUCUUAAACCCUCUGAAGCCAAACUGAGUGCCUCACACUUGUCCUUAAAUCGCUCUUUACGUAUAGUCCACUUCAAUUUGCCCUCCUGGAUGAAGAGAUUGGAGAGGUAGUGAUGGCCGGUGGCUGUGCAGUGCUGGUGCAUGGUCUAGCCACCUCCAUCACCCUCUUGUAAGAGCACAGGGUUUGGUUUGUUUUUGUUUAAUAAAUAAAUCCUUGCAUUGUUAUAAACUUAUGAUUCUUGGCACCAGAGAGUGGAGGAUGUUAUGUUUUUUUUCUUUUUCUAUCCCCCCAACUUUGGUAAAUUUGAUAUACUCUUAUUAAGAAACAGUUGAAAUAACCCAUCAUUACACAAUUAAAAGUGCAUACAAGCUCCAACUUUACUUAAUCCAUUUUCAAUGGGGAACUAAUACUGACAAUGCUCAGUGAAGUUCAUGUUUGGUUUAGUGUAAUUAAGAACAGGUAAAUUUGUCACCUUUUUCUAGAACAUUGUCGUUUGUUUAUUAUAAUGUGAGAUUUGUUGCAUCAUAAUCCUGUGACAGCGAUUUCUUUCCCUUCAAAAUGUGUUGGAGAUGUAUUUUUACCGUCCAAGGGGAAAACGAUUCAGCCAAUCGGUUUGGGCAAUGAACCUAGAAGUGGAGUAACAACACAUUUCAGCUCUGUGAAACUGUUUGCUCUGUGUUGCCAUGCCAACUGACAGCCCAGAGGCCAAAGGUUACAUGCUCAGUAACUGUAUGUGUGAGUUAAUUUGCAAAUGAGUUGUGUAAUGUUUCAUAGAAAUUUCUACUAGUAUCAAGUUUGAAGAAGAUGCAGUUUGACCAGCUGAGGGUAUUCUGUUCUCGGUGCAUGAGGCCUGUUAAAACACAAGACCAUUCCAUGCUGUCAAGUUUUUAUGACUUUUCAACAGACUGUCCCUCAAUUGAUAAAAUAAUAAAUGUGUAUCUUUCUGUUA